Messenger RNA from Schistosoma mattheei, 9310 nucleotides. Lineage: Eukaryota; Metazoa; Platyhelminthes; Trematoda; Strigeidida; Schistosomatidae. The record is from the annotation of a GenBank genome assembly.
GAUUAUUAUUAGUGACAUUAACCAGAAGCUUUAGUCACAGGAUCAUUAAAGAUUUAUAAACAAGUUAAAUUAAUUUACUUUACAUAGGUUAAUUGUCUUGGAGCUGCCGCUAGUUUGACCAAUCAGAAUAAUGGAUCACGAUGAGGAUAGCAGUGAUAGAGAUUGCGGUCUUGUUGAAUCUGAUGAAGAAACUCGAAUGGCUGAAAAGGAAUUGGCUGAGGAUGCACAAUGGAAAAUAUUCCAGAAAAACACUUUCACGCGUUGGGCUAAUGAGCAUCUGAAAAAAACUGAUCUUCUUAUUGAAGAUUUAGAGACUGAUUUGAGUGACGGUCUUCGUCUAGUUGCUCUUGUCGAAGUCUUAUCAGGACAUAAGUUUCGACACGUUAACAAAAGACCAACGUUCAGAACUCAAAAGCUCGAAAAUGUAACUACUGUUUUAAGAUAUCUGGAAGAAACUGAAGGCUUGCGCCUCAUCAGUAUAGACAGCAGCCAUAUUGUUGAUUGCAACUUAAAGCUCAUACUUGGUUUAAUCUGGACCCUUAUUUUACAUUACUCUAUAUCUGUACCUCUAAUAGCAGAUGAAGAAAACGUCCUCCAAGAUGAUAGAAGCCAAACUCAAGGUCCUAAACAGCGUUUGCUCAGUUGGGUCAAACAGAAAUUGCCAAUAAUCCCAAUUCGAAAUUUCACCACAGAUUGGAAUGAUGGUAUAGCUAUUGGAGCUCUCGUUGAUGCUUGUGCUCCUGGACUUUGUCCGGAUUGGCCUCACUGGGAUCAGCAAAAUCCUUUGCGUAAUGCCACGGAAGCUAUGACAGCUGCAGAUGACUGGUUAUCUAUCCCCCAGUUAAUUCGACCAGAAGAAAUGAUUGAUCCUAAUGUUGAUGAAAAGUCGAUGAUGACUUAUAUUAGCCAGUUUCCCAAUGCUUGUUUAAAAGAGGGUGCACCACUGCGAGCUAAACUGAAUCCUUCGAAAGUACGCGCAUAUGGUCCAGGCUUGGAAUCAAAUGAAAAUAGAAUUGGUACACCGGCUAAAUUCUAUGUAGAAACAGCUCAUGCUGGCAGAGGUCAGUUGGAAAUACUUGUAAUCAAUUGCAGAGGUGUCAGAGAAACGUGUGAAGUGAUUUUCGACAACGAAACAAAUCAAACUUACUCUUGUGUGUAUGAACCACGUUUAGAAGGUGAAUAUCGUAUAGUUAUAAAGUAUGGUGGACAUGAGAUACCUAAUUCACCUUUUCGUGUUAAUGUCAAGGGAAUAUUUAUAGACCCAAGUAAAGUAACUGUAAGCGGUCCAGGACUACAAAAUUCAGAACUCAAUUGUGUUGGUCGUCGUACUCAUUUUAAUGUACACACUCAGAAUGCUGGAAAUGGAAUAGUAGAUUGUUACAUUGUUGAUCCACACGGCAGAACUGAUACUGUCAAACCACGUAUUACUUGCCCCGGUGGUGAUGGGUGUUUUAUUGUUGAAUAUACACCAAAAGAAGUUGGUGUCCAUCAAGUAUUUGUACAGUUUGCGGAGAAACAGAUACCUAAUUCACCAUUUCAAGUUGAAAUAGCACCUAGAGAGUCUGGUAAAGCUGCAGCAAUCGCUGCUCUUUCAGCAGUUAUACAAAAUUCAACAUUCAAUCAAAGUGCUAAACAAUCUAUACAUAAUGAAGUACCGGAAAUAAAGAACACUUCAAGACAGAAUGGUUUUCAUGAAAAUCCUGAUGUUGCUCUUGUGGAAACAUUUGAUAAUAUGAAUGUAGAAAAUGGAACUGUCUCAUCUGAUUCUUUAUUGAUGAAUUCAUCUGAACGUAAAAAUGAAAAGAAACAGUUAGUUGAUAAUUCUGUCAAAGAAGAAUCAUUUAUACACGAAAUAAUUGAAGAAGUUCAUCCUGAGUUAGCUUAUGCUACUGGAAGAGGUAUACAAGCUCGUGGUAUACGUGUACAAGAUCGAGUGAAAUUUUCUGUUCAUACUGAACGAGCUGGUGAUCAAGCUCCACUUGCAGUUACAAUGACUCGUGCAGACGGUCAAAGUGAACCCGUGGAAAUUCAUCAGAUUGAUAAGUUUUUAUGGGAUUGCUUCUACAAUCCACAGCGACCUGGGAAGUACACACUUAAUGUACGUUAUGGCAAUGGACAUAUUCAACAUAGUCCUUAUACUAUUGUUGUAGGUCCACAUAAGAAAUCUGCUAUUCGCGCUUUUGGACCAGGCUUAGAAGGCGGUGUUGUCAAUCAUCCCAAUUUAUUUACAAUCGUGUGCAAUGGAGAUGGUUCUGGAUUAGGUUUUUUGAUUGAGGGGCCUAGUGAGGCUAAAGUACUGUGCCAAGACAAUGGAGAUGAUUCUGCUCAAGUAACCUAUACGGUUUCACAACCUGGUGAAUACGCAGUUCAUGUUACAUGUUUCGAUGAAGAUAUCCCUGGAUCACCAUAUAUGCCUAUAAUAACUCCUUGUAUUGAAGAUAUUCAUUCUAAUAAGUUGCGUGUUUAUGGUCCUGGUGUUGAAAAAAUGGAUCUUAGUAUCGGUCAUUCGACGGAAUUUUAUAUUGAUGGUUUACAGGAUGCUGUUCCUCCUCAACUUUCACGUUCCCUGAAGGAUUCUCUGUUGCACGUAGAUUGCCAUGAUACUACAGGUAAUCCAGUGCCUGUCCAAUCUAGUAUACGCUCUGAUGGCACUGUAGUUUGUACAUACAAACCUAUGUCUCCUGGGAUUCAUACCGUAUAUGCUUCAAUAGCCGGUAUAUCUCUCAAAGGCUCACCAUUCAGGGUAACCGUUGCUCCAGAAAUUCAACCAGAUAAAAUGAAAUUAUGGGGUCCAGGUUUACAAAGUGCUACCAGAAAAAAACCAGCUCAAUUUUUCAUUGAUCCUCAAGAAGUGUUUUCUGGUGAAAAUGAAAUUGAACUAAUGGCCAAUAAUCCAGUUUCUGUUAAUAUUGUAAAUGAUCAAGGUCAUACGAUUCCAACACGUUUAAGUAAACAAUCCGAUAAUACUGUUCGUAUUGAAUAUACACCAACUUCAUUAUGUACAAAUGUGCAUAUAACACCUUUAAUAGGUGGUACACCAGCGAAAUCCUCUAUACAUGUACCCGUUGCAUGCGGCUUUGAUAUUUCAAAAAUUAAAGUUCAAAAUUUAGAUACAACCAUUAAUUCACAUUCAACUAAUCAAUUUAGGAUUUACACUAAAGAUGCUAUAGAUAUAUUAGAUCAUUUAAUUGUAAAAAUUCAGUCUGUAGAUAAUCCUGAAAUCUGUUUACCAGUUAAUCUAAACGUUGAAACAACUGAUAGUAUUUUAUGUACAUUUACAAUCAAUAAUAACACACCAUGUACUUGUUAUAAUGUUCAAAUUAUGGUAGAUAAUGAGAAUAUUCUCCAUGAGAUGAAUACAAUUAAUGUGGUGAAUAAUGUAGAAUCAACUGUUGUUGACCCUAAAAACACUAACGAUAUUGAUUUGUACAGUUGUAAACCUAAUGCGAAAGAAUUACACCAAACGAGGAUCCCUGGUGAUAAUAAUAGUAAUAAUAUUUCUUAUAUGGAAAUUAAUAAUAACUGCUUUGAUGAGUCAACAAAAGACAAUUCAUAUGGAAAAAUUAAUGAUAUCUUAGAAAAAAUAGAUAAUCAACUUCAUGCAAAGAAAUCCUUCAUUAAUGGUGAUAAUCAUGCAUAUUCAAGUUGUCCUCAUGAAAAUACUCAUAGGAUUUUUGUUACUAAUGGUUAUUUGAAAGAAUUUGAACAGAAUAAUAAAAUGGAAUUGCUUCAACAUAUGAAAUGUAACAACCAUUUAACAACUUCAUUAAAUGAAAACGAGUUAACAAUUAGUGCUGAUUGUCAUUUGGUUAAUCAUGAUGAUAGUAAUAAUACUGCACAUAUUACAAACUGUACUCCACUGUCACCAGUUCAAAAAUAUCCUCCCAGGCCAUUUAUAACUGAAGAGGAGAAAACUGAAAUAAUAGCCAAAAGUAAAUGGCCUCAAUCGAUGCCGGAACAACACGCUUAUCAAAUUACAGCUCAAGGUUCAGGACUUGAUAAAGCUAUUGUUAAUGAACCAGCUGAUUUUGUUAUUAAUAGUGAAAACGUUCCACCUGCUCCAUUGAGUGUAACGAUUGCUGGACCAAGUGAAGCAAAAAUUCAUUGUAUAGAUAAUGGGAAUGGAACAUGUGGUGUCAACUAUACACCAUUACUACCAGGUUGUUAUACUAUAAAUGUGGUGUAUAAUGAUGAAUCACAUAUAUCUGGUAGUCCAUUUUUUGUUCAAGCAUAUCCCGCUGAUAAACCAAAUUUAACAGUAGACGAUGUCAUCUGUUAUGGAGUUGGAGUAGAUUCUUCUAAUGAAGUUCAUAAAGCUUCCUACGUCAAGUUCACUGUGGAUGCAUCGGCUAUUGAUGCACACUCUGAAGGAACUGUCACAGCUGUUCUUACUGGUCCAGAUAAUGGAAAAUCAGCCUGUCAAGUGUUAAGCAAUAAAGAUGGAACAUAUGUUUGUAAUUAUACUCCAUUGGAAGAAGGUCAACAUAAAAUACAUGUAAAUUAUGAAGGUUUACCAGUACCAGGAAGUCCCUUUCAUAUUAAUGUUGUUCCUGGCUGUGACCCGAGUCGUGUAAAAGCCUAUGGACCUGGUUUAGAAAAUGGACCCCAUUUAAAACCUGGUGUGCAGACAAGUUUCACAGUAGACUUAACCGGAGCUGGACAAGGUGGUUUAGGUUUAGCUGUUGAAGGUCCAAGUGAAGCACCGAUCGACUGUCAAGAUAAUCGUAAUGGUACAUGUACUGUUUACUAUACCCCAUCUGUUUAUGGCUCUUAUGCUGUAUAUGUACGAUUCAAUGAUGUAAAUGUUCCAGGAAGUCCAUUUAAUGUAAAUGUUAAUCCGAAAGUUGAUCCCAACCAAGUUAGAUGCUAUGGUUCUGGUCUAGAAUCGGGUUUAUUACGUGCUGGAUGGCCAGCCUACUUUACUGUGGAUACAAAAAAUGCUGGUGAUGCACGCCUAAAGGUUAUGUAUACUCCUAAAUCUGGUGGGGAAUUAUGUCCUGCAAUUGUCCAACCUUUUGGUGGAGGAUCAGAAAAAGACUCAACUCAACAACAUUAUUAUAAGGUUACAUAUACUCCUGAAACAGAUGGUCCUUGUCGAAUUGAAGUCACCUAUGAUGAUGUUCAUGUUCCUGGCUCACCAUAUGUUGUGAAAAUAAGAAAAGCAUCUGAACCGAACCUUGUUCGUGUUCUAGGUGCUGGUAUUAAAGGUCCUGUUCUUGCUAGUCUACCAGCAACUUUUACAGUUGAUGCUCGUGAAGCUGGUAUGGGAGAUUUAACUUUAGGAAUUACUGAUCCUAAAGGACAAUCUGUCCCAGUCCGAGUUGUAUCAGUGCCUGUAGAUAGUGAAUCUGUUGCUACUAAUGGAGUAGUCCCAUCUGUAACAAGUUUAGCCUCUGGUGAUGUUAGUGAUACGGGAUUAUUAUCUUGUACAUAUGAACCAUAUUUAAUUGGACCCCAUAAUAUUCAUGUUAUGUUUGCUGAUUCUGAAGUGGUGGAUAGUCCAUUCACUGUUCACAGUGUAGCUACUGGUCGAGCUGAUUUAUGUGAAAUUAAAAGUGGUAUAAAGAAAGUUAUACCAGUUGGUAAAGAAAAUGUCAUUAAAGUGGAUACUUCAUUGGGUGGUAAAGGUCGUUUAACUUGUCAAGUUAUUCAGCAUCCAAUUAAACAAUCUUCAUCUGCUGCUACUCUUCUCCCGGUUGAAACAGAACAUAAUGGUGACGGUACUACAUGUGUGUAUUAUACACCAACACAAUUAAGUGAAUUAAAUGUGGAAUUGCGUUAUGGUGGUCAACUGAUUCCUAAUGGUGAAUUUGUUCAGAAAGUAGUCUCCCCUGAAGAUAUUAUAGAUGAAAAUUCUCAUUCGAAUAUGUACCGACCUGUUGUAUUUCGUCUGCCAGCUCCUCGAAAUAAAGCAAAAAUUGAAGCCAUUGUAUUACGUCCGUCAGGUUUGCAACAACAAGUUCCAGUUAAAAUGAAUGAUGAUGAAACAAUUACUAUAACAUAUGAUCCUGUUGAACAUGGAAUGCAUGAAUUACGUAUAAAUGUUCAUUCACCUGUAAAAUCUGGUUCACCAGACAGUACAAUCUCUAUGCCAUUACAAGGUAGUCCAUAUAAAUUUUAUGUGGAUAUUACUGGUACUGGUCGAAUUACUGCAUAUGGUCCUGGUCUUAGUCAUGGUAUAACUUCUCAAUUAGCUGAGUUUACUAUUGUUACUAAAGAAGCUGGUGUUGGUGGUUUGUCGGUGUCUGUAGAAGGUCCUUCCAAAGCGGAAAUACAAUGUGUGGAGAAUGCUGAUGGUACUUGUAGUGUCAGCUAUUUGCCACUUGCACCUGGUCAGUAUACAAUAACAAUUAAAUUUGCAGAUGAGCAUAUACCUGGAUCGCCAUUUAUCGCUAAAAUCACAGGUGAUUUAUUGAAACGUUCUCAAGUAAGCAUGGGUGCGCCAAGUGAUAUUGCUUUGGAAGCUGUUGAUGAAGAUAUUGCCACUUUAACAGCUAGUGUUCACAGUGCAUCUGGUCGAGAAGAGCCAUGUGUAUUGAAAAGUUUGCCUAAUAAUCGUUUAGGUAUUUCAUUCACUCCUAAGGAGGUUGGUGAACAUCUGGUUAGUGUAUUUCAAGCAGGAAAGCAUAUAGCCAAUAGCCCUUUUCGAAUUCGUGUUUCUGAUAAAGAAAUCGGUGAUCCACGACGUGUACGUGUUAGUGGACCAGGUUUAAUAUCUGGUUUAUCCAAUAAACCUAAUCAAUUCACAGUGGAUACACGUGAUGCCGGUUAUGCUGGUUUAAGUCUCUCUAUCGAAGGUCCAAGUAAUGCGGAUAUAGAAUGUCACGAUAAUAAUGAUGGUACAUGUACUGUUAUCUACACUCCAACGGAACCUGGUCAAUAUGCUAUCAAUGUAAAGUAUGCUAAUGUUCACGUCCCAAAUAGCCCAUUCUGUGUUGAUAUCGGUGGAGAACCUUCAAUGAAAAUGAUGGAACGAAUUACUAGACGACGUGAAGCAUCAAAAGUUACAUGUGUUGGCAGUCGAUGUGAAUUAAGUCUACGGCUUACAGACACAAAUCCAAAUGAUUUAUCUGCUACAAUCACUUCACCUUCUGGUCAUACUACUCGUUGUGAAAUUGUUCCCAUCGAUAAUGAACAUUAUAACAUUAAGUUUAUACCACAAGAAAUGGGUGAACAUUUAGUAACUGUUAAACACAAAGGAAUUCAAAUAUCAGGGAGUCCAUUCCACUUUACCGUUGGUCCAAUCACUGAUGGUGUAGCUAACAAAGUUAGAGCAAUGGGUUCUGGUCUUCAAGAAGGAUGGACACAUAUUACUAAUGAAUUUUCAAUAUAUACACGCGAAGCAGGCGCUGGAACAUUGUCAAUAGCAAUGGAAGGUCCUAGUAAAGCAGAAAUUGAUUGCGAUGAAAGACGCGAUGGUUCUUCAGCUGUACUGUAUCGUGUUACAGCACCAGGCACAUACGUCUGCUCACUUAAGUUCAAUGAUGAACACAUUCCUUGUUCCCCAUUCCGUAUACAUGUUUCUGACUCCACACAAACUAGACGUAUAGCAUCUUACAUUCUACCCUCUCGUACCACUGAUGUCCACUCUGCUCGCAGUACAUCCAGUAAAGAAGAAACACUUCGAAUUGGACGUCCAAUAGCCUUCACUGUACAUCAUGUUGAAACCCCUGGAUAUAUUUUAAAAGCAAAAGUAUCAACUCCUUCAGGUACUCAUGAAGAUGCUAUUGUUCAACCUAUUGAUCCAGAUCAAUUUGUAAUCCGUUUUGUUCCACGUGAAGGUGGUCCACAUCUAGUUCAUGUACAUUCUGUACCUAUAAAGGAUUCAAAUAAAGCUGAUUGGAGUUUUGGUCCAAAUUCAUUGUAUAAAUCAAUUCAAGGUUCACCUUUCCGCCUUGUAGUUAGUCAGCAUGCUGCCGAUCCAGGUAUGGUAUGUGCUUCUGGAGAAGGAUUACGUAAAGGAAAAGUUGAUGUGAAGAAUUCCUUUUUCGUUAAUACUACUAAUGCUGGUUGUGGUGUACUAAAUGUCACAGUCGAUGGACCAAGUAAAGCAACUGUUACUAGUCAAGAACAUGAUGAAGGUUAUGCAUUUUUCUAUACACCAACUGUUCCAGGUAUUUAUGAAAUAACUAUUAAAUAUGGUGGUAAUUUUCAUAUAAGUGGUUCACCAUUUCGAGUUGAAGUUACAGGAACGCCUAGAUCAGAAGUUACUGAUUCUCGUUCGGAAGAUCGUCAAUCAAAUGUUACUUUAGAAACUGUUGGUAAAACAAUGACAGGAGUGUCAGCUUCAGCUGAACUAGAAAAUCACUGCUCAGGAUCUCAUCCUGAAUUAGUCACAUGUCAAGGACUUGGUUUAAAAUAUGCAGAACGUGAUCGUCUGAAUUGUUUCAAUGUUGAUGCAAGCCAAGCAGGUAAUGAUGUUCUACUUAUUGGUAUUUGUGGUCCGAAACAAGCAUCUGAAGAAGUGGUCGUCAAACAUUUAUCCAAUAAUCAAUACACUGUGUCAUAUCGUGUAUUUCAAAGUGGUAAACACUUUUUAGUAAUUAAAUGGGGUGAUCAAGAUAUACCAGGUAGCCCAUUCGUGAUUGAUAUCCCUUAGAAACACAAUUACAAACUGUUUAUAACAAUAAUACUUAAAUCAGCGUAAAUAAAAUAAUUAAUUAAUUUAAUUAACGGAAUCAUUUCACAUAGAUAAGUAUGUUUGUCUAUGCGUGUGUGUGUAUGUGUUUGUGUGUGCUACUUUUUGUGUAUCUUCUUAAAUUGUCAAUUUCUUGAUGCCUCUCAUAAACUUGUUUCUUGUUUAAAUCUCCUCACUUACGAAAAUAAAACUGCACAAAUUUUGCUUGCCAUCAGUAAGCCAUAUUAGUCAGUCACAUACACAUUCGAAAAUGCAGCAUAUUCAUUAAUAUUGUAUCGUUUCUUUUUUUUGUUUUAAAAAAUACCAAACAACUGUCAAGUGCCUUUCUGCAUAAAAAUGUUACCUGCUUUCUUCAUUGUCUGCCUUAUUAUGAUUAUUAUGAUCACUUUCGUUACCAUUACUAAGGUUUGUACAAACCAAAUGCCUACCAUUCAAAUAUUAUUCCUUUUUUUAUUUUCGUAUACACUUCAUAAAUCUUCUUUAUGUUACCAUGCACACACACACGCACAUACACACUUUAUACGUAUUAAAUUCAAUCGUUUUUCUGUUUAAUCAUUCAACAUAUACAACAUGAGAUCAUUUCGAUUCUUCUGUUUGUUUCUGAUUUUGACGACAAAGUCGAAUGAUUUAUAUGUGUAAUUCUCAAUUUUAAAAUAAAUUGGUACUAUUCAU